Molecule: messenger RNA, 3870 nt
Organism: Mus pahari (shrew mouse)
Lineage: Eukaryota; Metazoa; Chordata; Mammalia; Rodentia; Muridae
Gene: Cep95
Product: centrosomal protein 95
Exons: 20
Coding region: 684-3113 (809 amino acids)
Cellular component (GO): spindle pole; centrosome
Source: RefSeq, a predicted model, not a curated record
UCCCCGGCGCCCGUUUAUUACUCGCUUCACGCCUGGGUGACACCACUAGAAUGCCUCGCCCCCACGCCCUUUUGGCGACACCGCCGCCUCUCGUCUCGCUACACCUCAGACGAGCUGCUUCCCCGCGGCCAGCCGGUCCUUAAGAUGGCCAGCGCCGGCCAUCCCACCGUCUCUACUUGAAGAUGUUUACGUCCCCACAGCUCCCCCCACGCCCAUAACCGAAGGAGACCGGGGAGGCGGAGCUUGGCCUCGUCACGUGAUCGGACCCAGGGCCAGGCGGAUCGCACUACUUCCUCGCUGGCUCUCGGCGGAGGAACACCAAGCCACCGACUCACCGGAAGCGCGGCUCCAACGCCCCCGGGGAGAUCGGACGGGCUGCUGGGUGACCUGGCUGUCCUGCCCGCCGAUCUGAGAACCCGUCAGCGGGAUCUUGUCCGCGGGGAAUGGUCUCUGGAGCCCACAAACUGCCGCCUCAGCGCGUGCUGCGAAAGGAAGUGCUCCUCGGAUGACCAAUCAGCGUCGAGAAGCCGUUUUAACGUCCCUCCCUCUUCCACCCCUCCUUCCCUGCUCGCUGGUGUCUACCCCCUCCUCCUCCUCCCGCCGGCUCGACCGGGUUCGACCCUUCCGGGACACCGUCGCCCGCGCUCUCGUCUUGGAGUCCGGCCGCGACCUCUCCUGGCAGUAUGGCCAGCUCAGAGGCUGAAUGGGUAACAAUUGCCAAUAACCUUCUUUUUAAAUGUCACAUACACCUGAGGAUCCACGAACUUCAAGACUGUGAUGCUAAUGUUUUUAUUGCCCUUUAUCAGUCCAUUGUGGGAGAAAAGGUACCAGACCUCAUAGUUAUUCCCAGGAAUCAAGAAGAUGAGGCCCACAAUGUACAAGCGGUAAUUGAUUCACUAGCUUUGGAUUACCUUCAGGUCAGCCUGUCUCACAUAACAGGAGAAAACAUAGUGAAAGGGGAUAAUGAAUCUAUCAAGAAUCUCCUAGAAAUAUUUGAUGGAUUGCUGGAUUAUCUGACAGAAUACGUCAGUGAAUCGUCUCCCAACAAAAGUGAAACUGAGCAGUAUUCUAAAGACUCUCAUGGAGAAGAAGCUGGGGAGGACCUUGAACGUACUGAGGGGUCACAGUGGAGAAAAGCUUCUUUUAUGAGGUGUUCAUCGGACACUUUGGGCCCCACCUGGGAGGAAGAUGACGCUGAGUCCACAGGUGAAAUAAUUAGGCUGGGAGAUACUGCACAUACCUUUUCCCAAAGAAGUAAUGGUGCUCAAAAUUCUAUGGACUUACGGUCUAGAAGAACCUUGGCUUCACCAGGCUUUGAGCCUGAGGACAUGUUGAACCCCAGCUUGUCGGGUUUUCUAUCCCAGAAUGGGCCACCUUGUGAGGCAGCAUCAGAAACUCCUCCUAUGAGCAUGGUUCCAAGUGCCAGGAAACUAGGUGAGCCAAUCCGAGCUGCCAUUCCUUUACAUCCUCCCUACCAUCCUUCUGAGCCUAGAGCACCUUGUCCCAUAGGCAAAGAAUACCUCUGGUCAAGUCGCCACUUGUCUACUCCGACUUCUGGAGAGUACAUGGCAUCUUCUGUGGAACCAGAUGAUGCUUUCUUAACUUCUACCUUAUUUAAAGAUGAUGAUCAGGAAACAUAUCUACCUCUGACUGAAGCCUCCAGGACAAGGAAGCCUUCUAAAGGAGAAAGAGAUGAAAACAGAGCUGUGAUCCCCUCAGAGCAUCCACCUUUCCCUCAGAAGGCCAGGAAGCCGUUAACAGAACAAGAACUGCAUGCUAUGUCAGAGAAACUCUCUCAGCGGCUCUCUGAACUAGACUGGAUGUUAAAAACUGCCCUGGGUGAUCGAGGAACGGAUGAGACUGAUGGUAAAGAUGGUGAUGCCGGAGAUGAAGAGGUGCGCAGUGGGAAUGAGGAAAUGCUCUCGCAGCACAGUGACAGCAUCAUGGAGUACGGACCAAAGAAGCCUAGGCCAGGAUUUUCUACAUGCAGAAAGGCACCUUACAGGUCCCAUUCACUGUCGCCAUCUUCAGUGAACAAACACAGACAAUUAGAGAAAGAGAGAAAAAGGCAGCACAAAUCUAAAGGGACAGACUCACGCCAUUUCCAAGCAAAGGCACUGACUGAAGCAUUUGAACGGGAACUAAGAAAACAUAAAGUUCAAGAGAACGUUGGACUUCGAGGGAUAAGGGAGGAGGAGGAAGAGGAAACAGAAAAGUCAUACAGAGAAGCCUUUCCUAAAGGAACUUUGAAACGGAGUCAGGUCCAGAAGGUUUACUCCAGAAAAACUGCAGCUCCAAGUCCAAAAGUGAAAGUAAAUGAACACAGUCUGCUGCCCCUGAUGCUGGAACAGUUUCCAUUUCUUUAUGUCUCUGACCCAACACUGACCAAAAUGUGGAAGCAGCAGAUGGCCCAGGUUGAACAACUCAAAAGGGAAGCACAGAGAGAGAACCGAUCCAAGAAGAAACUCCAGGAUGAAAUAGAAGAAGCCCUGAGAAGGCAUGACCUCCUCACUGCUCUUGUCAAGAAAGAAUAUGACCAUAACAAGAGGCUGCAAGACUUCAGGGACCGAAUUCAGAGACAAAGGCUGACCCAAUCAAAGAUAAAAGAAAAUCGUCAUCAAAGUGUUCGUGCCCGAAAAUAUUACGAUGAUUACAGAGUUCAGUUACGUGCAAAAAUGAUGAAGAUGAGAACCCGGGAAGAAAUGAUCUUUAAGAAACUGUUUGAAGAAGGUUUACAAAUUCAGAAACAAAGACUACGAGACCUAAGAAACUACGCCAAAGAGAAACGCAACGAAGAAAAGAGACAGCACCAGAAUGAGCUGGACUCGAUGGAGAACUACUAUAAGGACCAGUUUUCAUUGCUGGCAGAAGCCAUCUCACAAGAACGUCAGGAACUCAAAGUGAGACAGAAAUUUCAGGCUCAGACGGUACAUAAGGUGAAGAGGGAGCUGAGAGCUAAAAUGGAGAAGGAGAUUCAGCAACUGCAGCACAUGAUAACGCAGAACGACGACGACGCUUUCUUCCGGGAACUAGAAGCUGAGCGCUUCAAAGCUCGGCUGCAGUUGGCUUCCUUCCAGUACAGUAAAAAUCCUUUCCCAAGAGGCCAAACUUAAUAGGUGAAGUUUCCAGACACCUUAAUAUGAACAGAGCUAGACCUGAGCCAGUAAACAGUCUAAACCAGAACAUGCCUUAUUUAUGUAUUCAUGUUAAAAUUUAGAAUUUUUUAAAUAAAAACUUUCUCUUAAAGCUCACUGCUUUUGCAUUUAUAACCUGAGAAAAGAGAAUAAAGACAUUUAGCUCUGUUAAAGCAGUUAGCAAGUCCUGCCAGCCCACUCGUGAAGCAUGUUGAUAGAGGUCAAUAAAAGUUAUUGACUGUGUAUGAACUCCAGGACCAAGAACAGCACCUAACAGGCUGUGGAUGAAGCCAAUAAUGGCUACUGUUUUGUAGUUCAGGAGCUAUGUUGUCUUAAGUUCCUCAUCUACCAUUUGGGAGCUGACUUCCAUUUCCCUAGCCUUAUCUACUUCUGGCUGGAAGAUGAGGUCAUCUCUAUUCAGGAUGACUGCAGGCAUCCGAGUACUGGGAUUACAGGCUUGCACCACCAUACCUAUCAGGAAAAUUACCUUUUAUACAGCCUUUUAACUAUAUAACUAGACAAACCAGUUUAGAGUAUUAACAUAAAAGGGUAAUAACCCUCUGGUGUAAUUCCAUCUAUCCUAUAACUUGUCUCUUGACAUCACGCUACUGAAAAAAGCCCCCCAGAUAGGUGCUGACACGAGAGCAGUAUCACUGGAGUGCGGCUCCCUGACAAAGUCUCUGUGCCAGCAGCUCUUCACCACGGCUGCCACCUUUCAAGAUGCAUGAGCAAGCCU